AUGGACAAGUCAGUUGAAGAUUUACUUUUUCAGCAGUAUUAUAAAGACUGCGUUGAAAUAGGCAGUGGAUCUUUUGGGAAAGUUUAUAAAUGCAUCAAUAAAAUGCACAGAGAAGAAGUCGCAGUGAAAGUCCUAAACAAAGAAUCCAUCUCAAAAUCCAAAGCAAUUGAAUUUCUUUCAGAAGCCAAAAUUCUUAGCCAGCUAGAUCACCCUCACAUUGUGAAAAUGAAGGAGUGAAAUGAAAGCCCUCAAAAUAUCAUGCUUGAAAUGGAAUUGCUCAAAGGCGGCACCCUUGAGUCAAGGAUCUCUAAUGGUGCUUUCUCAGAAAAUGAUGCUGCCACAGUUAUGCGAGGUUUACUCAGUGCAGUUCAUUACUUGCACCAGCACGAUAUCAUCCACCGCGACAUUAAGCCAGAAAAUAUUAUGUUUGCUGAUGAUUCUUUACAAUCAGUCAGAGUGACAGACUUCGGCUUAAGUUCUCAAUGGGCUUUAGACUAUAUAGGUCCAGGCUUAGAUGAAAGUGUAGGGACUAUCAUUUAUAUGGCUCCAGAACAAACAGGGUCAAAAUUAUACUCAAAGCCAGUCGAUAUAUGAAGCUGUGGGAUUUUAAUGUAUAUUUUGAUAGCUGGGAAACACCCAUUAAUGGAGCCAAAAGAAAGCGUCAGGUCUUAUUUAAGGAAGCUAGAAAACCCUCACUGAAAAUUCCCUGCAAAUUUUAGUGACUCAGCUAAACAUUUGUUCCUGAAACUUACCCAUGUGAAUCCUUUACAACGAUACACAGCAGAGCAAGCGUUAAGACACCCUUGGGUUACAAGAGAAGCUGAUAAAAAGCCCCCGCUUACGUAUUUAGAAAGAAUUACCCAAUUUAAUGACAAACUUAAGCUCCGAGGUCUUUUACAAGCUACCAUAUAUGCAAGCUAUUUAAUCACAAAUUCUGGAAUUAAACUGCAAAACUCUUAUAUAGAAACUUUAAAAAAUCCUCAAAAAAACGUUCAAAAAUUAGUCCCAAGUGAAGCGGAAAUGCCGAAGAUUUCUAUGACUUUUUCAACGAAAACUAAUAGCAGGCAUUAUAGGAGGUUUAAUUCAAUGAAAAUUAAUAGAAGCCCUUCACCGACUAGAUGUACGUCGCCUCCAAAAAAGGUGAGACGAGAGUCUUUCCAUAAGCCAAACACUACAAACUCCUGACAUUAA
Molecule: messenger RNA, 1191 nt
Organism: Blepharisma stoltei
Lineage: Eukaryota; Ciliophora; Heterotrichea; Heterotrichida; Blepharismidae
Source: the annotation of a GenBank genome assembly